AUGCGCUUCUUCACGUCAAAGGCCAAAACGGCGGACGUAUCCCCACCGCCCAGUAAGCAAGAGCCGGACAUGGAGGUGCAACAUGUUGAUGCUAUCCAUGUCGAUGCGCUCCAAGGACGCAAGGAAAAAGAGCUUGCAUUGGAAGAGGAUCACCUCCCUGGCUUCUCGCAUGUGGAAGCCUCGGCGGUCGACGAGAUCUAUCAGCGUAAGGUGUACAUCAUGAACAAGAUCAUGAACGAGCACAUCGGUAUGACUUGGUGGCAGUAUGGCCUGUUGCUUGUAUCGGGUGUGGGCUGGUUCCUGGACAAUGCUUGGCUCCAGUUGGUUGCCGUCAUUCUCACAUCUGCAUACAAGGAAUUUCACCCGGAGGAUGAGUCGAGCCGGAACACGGCGUUCCUGAAUACGGCUUUGUACAUGGGUCUAAUUUUUGGUGCGGCAUUCUGGGGCUACGCGGCCGAUAUCGUGGGACGUCGAUUCUCAUUCAACGCGACACUAUUGAUUUGUGGUGUAUUUGGCGUCGCGGCUGGCGGAGCAAAGAGCUUUGUGGCGCUGGGUUCUCUGCUAGCGUGUACCGGCUUUGGCAUUGGAGGGAGUCUGCCCGUCGAUGGAAUGCUCUUUCUCGAGUUCCUUCCUGGCGCUCGGCAGCAACUUCUUACGCUGCUGUCUGUCUUCUGGCCCCUGGGUCAGCUGGUUACAUCGCUAAUCGCCUGGGGCUUCAUCCCUAAGUGGACAUGCCAUGACACCAACUGCUACGAGUUUAAUGGCAGCGGCUGGCGCACGCACAAUGUUGGUUGGCGCUAUGUCCUUUUCACUACCGGUGCCUAUACGCUGCUGUGCUUCAUUGCACGCUUUUUCAUCUUCCGAAUUCCGGAAAGCCCAAAGUUCUUGAUCUCCAAAGGACGCGAUGCAGAUGCAGUCGUCGCAAUGCACAAGCUUGCACAGAUGUGCGGCAAGCCACUACCAGAGGGCAUGCUAACGGUGGCUACGUUGCGCAGCGCAGCAGGCCAAGAUGUCGACAUGACGGAGGUGACCAUGGAAGAGACGAUGAAGCCAAGCAUGAUAGGCAGGCUCCAGUUCAUGUACAAGGACUUUAUCACAAACGUUACAACUUCGCACUCUCACAAUCCUUUUGGCCAUCUCAAGCCGCUCUUCUCAAGUUGGGCACUAGGAUAUACGACUGCUGUGAUCUGGGCACUCUGGGCGCUUAUUGGUCUCGCCUACCCUCUUUUCAAUUCGUUUAUCCUGUUGUACCUAGGCGGGGAUUCGAAGCCUGAAAAUAGGGUCUACCGCGACUACGUAAUUGUCUCUGUGUGUGGUAUUCCAGGUUCGCUGCUGGCGGCCUGGUUGGUGGAUUUACCCCGCAGUGGCCGACGCGGUGCAAUGGCAUUUGGUACGCUACUGACAGGUGUUUUCCUGUUUGGUUUCACCGGUGCGGGCGGUAGCUCUGAUUCUCAACUUGCGUUCAGCUCGGUGGUCUCCUUCACGCAAAAUAUCAUGUACGGAGUACUGUUCUGCUACACUCCCGAGACGUUCCCCGCACCGCUACGUGGUGCUGCGGAUGGUGUGGGCUCCAGUCUCAACCGUCUCUUUGGUCUGUUUGCCUCCAUCAUCUAUAUCUACGGUGGCGAUAAUGCCUCGGCCCCUAUUUACGUGUCAGCCAGUCUUUUUAUCGUUUGUGCGCUGCUUAUGCUCACGCUACGGCCUAAGGACAUUGAAAAGACGGAGGAUGCUGGCACCGAGACUCUCCGCCAUUCACAUGUCGAAGUCGCCGCCGUCGAUGAGGUGUACACGCGCAAGGUCUAUGUGUUCAACAAGAUUAUCAACGAACAUAUCGGCAUGAAUGCCUGGCAGUGGUGGCUCCUCGUCGUCGCCGGCAUGGGCUGGUUCGUCGACAAUGCAUGGCUUCAGCUGGUCGCAUUGAUUCUGCCACAAGUGAGAGCCGAGUUCUUCACGGCUCAGGAGCUGGAGCAGCAGCCACACAAGUCGGCAUUUCUGACCCUGUCGAUGUUUGCCGGUACGGUGGUCGGUUCUAUAUUCUGGGGCUACCUCGCGGACGUUAUCGGGCGCCGCCCUUCGUUCAACAUUACACUCCUGCUUUGCGGUGUGUUCGGUAUCGCGGCUGGCGGUGCUAAGUCGUUUGCAGCGCUGGCGAGCCUUUUUGGCAUAGCCUCCUUUGGCAUUGGUGGUAGCCUGCCCGUGGACGGUAUGCUCUUCCUCGAGUUCUUGCCAGGUAGCCACCAGUACUUACUGACGCUCCUGUCCGUGUCGUGGUCUCUCGGCCAGCUCGUUACCUCGCUGAUUGGUUGGGGCUUCAUUUCUGGCUGGAACUGUGCUACGCACGAGGACUGCGGCAACCUGUACAAUUCACAAGGAUGGCUCGAACUGAAUCUCGGCUGGCGCUAUGUCGUCUUCACGACCGGCGCUUACACGCUCUUCUGCUUCUUUGUUCGGUUUAUUGUGUUCCCCCUACCGGAGAGUCCCAAGUAUUACCUGGCCAAUGGCCGCGAUGCGCAGGCUGUACGUGCGAUGCACAAAUUUGCAGCCUUGUGCGGCAAGCCGCUGCCAGAAGGCAUGUUGACCGUGGCUUCGCUUCGCGAGGCUGCCGGUGAGCCGCCCGCAGACGAGUACGAGGAGGUGCCCGAAAAGCCCAAAGGACUCGUGGCGCGUUGUAAGAACUGGUUCACGGAGGUGCGUGAAAAUGUCCACCAUGCCAAGCACGUAUCUCUAUACCAUCAGAUCAAGCCGUUAUUCUCAUCUUGGGCGCUCGGAUACACAACAAGCAUGACCUGGUUCCUGUGGCUACUCAUUGGUCUUGCAUACCCCCUGUUCAACUCGUUCAUCGUGGCGUACCUUGGCUCGUCGGGUGACACUUCCUUGUCUAAGACGUACCGCAACUAUGUGAUUAUAUCCGUGUGUGGUGUGCCCGGCAGUGUGAUUGGCGCGUGGAUGGUGACGUGGCCGCGCUCAGGCCGACGCGGCGCUAUGGCCAUUGGUACGCUGCUCUCGGGUGUGUUCCUGUUUGGCUUUACGGGUGUGGGUGCCAAUGCGAAUGGGCAGCUGGCCUUCUUCUCGGUGACGAACUUUUUCGAGAACAUCAUGUAUGGUGUGCUGUACUGCUAUACGCCCGAGUCGUUCCCUGCACCGCUGCGCGGCACGGCGGACGGCAUCGCAGCCAUGCUUAACCGUCUAAUGGGUAUCGUCGCGACGCUCAUUUACAUCUACACAACGUCGACGGACCCGCCCAUCUACACAUCGGCGACACUGUUCCUCGUGGCGGGCCUGCUCAUGCUGACGCUGCGCGUUGAAACGGCCGCCCGCACAUCAAUUUAA
Malassezia sympodialis ATCC 42132 is the source of this 3330-nucleotide messenger RNA. RefSeq lists its product as uncharacterized. Gene Ontology annotation, biological process: transmembrane transport. The record is from RefSeq and is a predicted model, not a curated record. NCBI's taxonomy places the organism in Eukaryota, Fungi, Basidiomycota, Malasseziomycetes, Malasseziales, Malasseziaceae. Gene Ontology annotation, molecular function: transmembrane transporter activity. Gene Ontology annotation, cellular component: membrane.